GGGUGUGAUAGUAGCAUCGUUUACUCACAUUGGUGGUGUAGUUUUUCCACAUUUUUUUGUUUGUGUUUUAUUUUUCUUUACUUGCGGAAUGUUUUGUACAGUUCCUGCUGUUGUUUAUCAGUAUUAGUUUAUUUUGUGAUAGGUGGCGUUUGUUUUUUAAGCCGUGUUACUUUAGUUCGAAGCUGCUCUCGUAGUUAGGCGAGAUGUUGCGCUCGAGUCCUCCGCGUUCGUUAGAUUAGCUGCUUAACGGACUUACGGCUCGUUUGCUCGUUAGCAAAAUAACUAAACCUCUGCCUUGCGUGGUUUUCCUGUCGCCCGGGUUAAAGCAGACUGGACUUGGGUCCAUGGUGUGUAUCUAAGUGUAUGUUAAUGUCCCCGCCAUGCCCAUUAAUUCCUAAAAAUGUGUUUAGUCUUUAUUUUGUAGAUUUCAUUCGAGCUUCUUUGAGCAUGACUUCUGAACCUGAACAGUCAUCCCUGCGUUUUGGGCAGGUUGUUAUUGGGCCACCUGGUUCAGGUAAAACAACCUAUUGCCGUGCAAUGCAAGAGUUCUUGAGCCACCUGGGCCGCAAAGUGGUUGUUAUAAACCUGGACCCUGCAAACGAGGGACUGCCAUACACAUGUGCUGUGGACAUAUCAGAGCUGGUCACCCUUGAUGAUGUAAUGGAGGGUCUGAAACUAGGCCCUAACGGUGGUCUUAUUUACUGUAUGGAAUAUUUGGAGGCCAAUUUGGACUGGCUGGAGGGUAAGCUGAAGAAGCACCAUAAUUACUACUUCCUUUUUGACUGUCCCGGCCAAGUGGAGCUUUACACUCAUCAUAGCUCAGUCAGAAAUAUGUUUGCCCAGCUGUCCAAGUGGAACUUCAGGUUGACCGCAGUGCAUUUGGUGGACUCCCAUUACUGUGCUGAUCCAGCCAAGUUUAUUUCUGUGCUCUGCACCUCCCUGUCAACCAUGCUCCAGGUGGAACAACCUCAUGUCAACGUUCUCUCUAAAAUGGACCUUAUUGAGCAGUAUGGCAAGCUGGCUUUUAACCUGGAUUUCUACACUGAGGUUAUGGACUUGUCAUACCUGGUGGACCAUCUGGCCGUGGAUCCGUUCUUCAAGAAAUUUCAUGGUCUGAAUGUGAAGUUGGCUGAGGUGAUUCAGGACUACAGCCUGGUGUCUUUUGUGCCUCUGAAUGUGCAGGAUAAGGAGAGCAUGAUGCAAGUCCUGCGUGCAGUUGACAAAGCCAAUGGCUACUGUUUUGGUGACUUGGAGGAAAGGAAUCUCCAGGCAAUGAUGUCUGCUGCUGUGGGUGCAGAUUUUCAAUUCACCUCAACUCUUGGAGUGCAAGAGAAAUAUGUAGGACACAGCAAAAAGACUUUGGAAGAAGAGGUUAUGGACUUGUAACAGUAUCUUUCCUAUUAAAAGUCUAAUCUUAGCGCUUGAUAGUUUGAUAUAUGGUUAUUUUUAGUUUGAUGACUUGUAUUUUGUAGGAUGUAUUUCAGUUAUGCAAGUCUUUUUUUUUUCUCAAUAAAAUAAAUAAUAAAAAUAAAUGUUUAUUCUCAUUUAAUAUCUAA
Pygocentrus nattereri (red-bellied piranha) is the source of this 1556-nucleotide messenger RNA. RefSeq names its product GPN-loop GTPase 2 (gene gpn2). NCBI's taxonomy places the organism in Eukaryota, Metazoa, Chordata, Actinopteri, Characiformes, Serrasalmidae. The transcript has 5 exons. Gene Ontology annotation, cellular component: cytoplasm. Gene Ontology annotation, molecular function: GTPase activity. The record is from RefSeq and is a predicted model, not a curated record. Bases 364 to 1386 code for a protein of 340 amino acids.